Molecule: messenger RNA, 1459 nt
Organism: Suillus plorans
Lineage: Eukaryota; Fungi; Basidiomycota; Agaricomycetes; Boletales; Suillaceae
Exons: 3
Coding region: 123-1091 (322 amino acids)
Source: RefSeq, a predicted model, not a curated record
GCGGAGCGCUGAGCCUGCACAUGGGUGAGUAGAAGAAUCAAAAAUGAUAUUAUCAAAUAACCUUUGUUUGGCAAUGUUUGACAAGAAAUUUCAGUUUCAUGUUUCUGCCGCAAAGCUUGUGAAUGAUGCACCGUAGGAUGGCCAGCCUCUUCUCCUUAAGUUCCCGGCCACAGGCCUUCUUUCGACUAGCAAGCGCCGCCAAUCGAUCAGUGUGUCGCAGAAAUUUCCAUCUGACGACUGCAGUUCAACAGACCAGGGAUGACGACCUCUUCUCGUCUGUGACUCCAUCUGAAACGGACCCCUCCAAGUCUGCUACCGUCCAAAAAGCUAAAUUUCAGGACGCCGCUGCGCGUCGAGAACCACAAUUCUACGAACUUGUAGAGUACGUGACCAACCGCACAGGACGCAAACGCGCUAUCAAAGCCGGCCAAGUGCGCCAAACUGCAUGGCUUCGGUUGUUCCAGCUCGCAAGCUCGUCAGAACAGCUGGAAAUAGUUGCAGAGCUGUUUCCGAGGUGGAGAGACUCGGGCAAGGAGUUCCGCCCCAUACACGCAGAGGCUUUCAUCCGUCGCUGUGAGGAGUUGAAUUGCCCGACGCUCGCACUCAAGGUUUUUGGAGACCAUUCGAAAUACGGUCUGGCUUUGAGCUCUCUCUUCGCCGCGCGACAUAUGCUGCACUCCGUCUAUGACAAGCGCCCGCUUUCGGACUCUAUGACUGUCGCAGCUCUAUUUGGUGUCUACAAGCUCCCACCUGUCUCAUCUGACCUGGCUGCUUGUUCCAUGCUCUAUGUCGCAUGUCUCAAAGAUAAUUCGGCAAAUGCACGUGUCGUGGCCAAGGCGUUGUACGAAGAGCUCCACAAACAAGUCCAAGACAAACCUCCCGUCAAGGCUCCACAGGAAAGAGCGAUUAGGGCAAGAUACGCAGAGAAACCCAAUAUCUGGUUGUUGGACGCCCUCAAGACGAUCGAGAAGGUACAUAAAAAGACGGGAAAGGAGUGGAGGUGGAUACGAUACUGGACAACAGAACGUGAAUGGCGCCCUCGCGAUACUUUUACUCCCAUACAACCUGCGACUGCCGCCGAGCACGCAUAAUCACAGCUCCUUUUAUCACCAGUCGAAUGUAAUGGAUUUCGUUUUAUUGGUAGGCUUGAAGACCCGCCAGAUGGAUGCCACUUCCUAACCCGGCAUCUUCCAUCAUUGAUUCUGUCUAUUGAGUUUGCGGUCGUUGUAUGUUUGUUUCUCCAUCUAAGUGACGAUGCUGCAGUGCGCAUGGACAGGUAAUGUACAGCACACACUCUCGUGAAAUUAACUCAGAUGACCAUUUGAAUACCCCCAACAGCUCUCAAAUUGAAUGACUUUACAUAAAUCUAGGCUUAUUUAGCAUGAUCAUGAUGCAAGUUCAAUAGCACUAAGGCGUCAGCGGCUCAAAUCGGUCCGCAAAACACCCCUCAUGACUAUAA